AUGGAGAAGAUCGUAUGCUAUCGGCAACGAAGGAAGAAAGAUGUCGCAUCCGACGAUUGCACAUUUGAAGACUUCUUGUCCCAAUGUGACAUCGAGAAGGAACCAAACGUGGACAUCGACCUGCUGCUUAGAGGACUUCCUGCAUGUGUUGUCUCGAAGCCGCGCACGACAAACUUGGAUCAGAUUUCGAAGACCACUAAGGACUUAGCCACACGAUGGAGAAGCCACUAA
This is a messenger RNA of Necator americanus (New World hookworm), 231 nucleotides long. RefSeq lists its product as uncharacterized. The record is from RefSeq and is a predicted model, not a curated record. The coding region runs from base 1 to 231 and encodes 76 amino acids. The transcript has a single exon. NCBI's taxonomy places the organism in Eukaryota, Metazoa, Nematoda, Chromadorea, Rhabditida, Ancylostomatidae.